Molecule: messenger RNA, 1101 nt
Organism: Cryptomeria japonica (Japanese cedar)
Lineage: Eukaryota; Viridiplantae; Streptophyta; Pinopsida; Cupressales; Cupressaceae
Product: probable plastid-lipid-associated protein 4, chloroplastic
Exons: 6
Coding region: 191-913 (240 amino acids)
Source: RefSeq, a predicted model, not a curated record
CCACCCAAGAGAUAAGGUCUGUUAAGUUACAGGAGCAAAAUAUAUAAUAGGUGAGGAUGGCAGAUAGAUUUCGGGAUGUGGCACCUCGUGUGCCACGCGAGCAAACUCGCAAUGCCACUUACAUUUACACGAGCGCAAUGGUGUAGAGGGGAUUCUGCUAUUUUGGAAUUUCCCUCGCCACAAAGAGAGGAUGGCCAUCAAAUGCAUUCAUCAUCCACUUCAGAGCGCACUGGUGCUCAAUGAACCAACUGCGCCACUCACAGGAAGGGUUUCGCGUUUGAAUGUGGAUACUUUUACCAGAAGCAAUGUGAACUAUUUGAGCGUGGCUAUUUGUAUUUCUAGGCCCGUGAAGGCGCAGGCGUCCCUGUUUCCGUUUUCGAAGAAAAAAGACAGGGCAGUAGUGAAAGAGGAGCUGCUUCAAGCAAUUGCGCCCUUAGACAGAGGAGCUAACGCUACUCCUGAUGAUCAGUACCGAGUUGAAAAGAUUGCACAAGAUCUGGAAGCUACAAAUCCAACAAAACAGCCUCUUAUGUCUAAUCUUUUAAAUGGAAAAUGGGAGCUUUUAUACACCACCUCAGAAACAAUUUUAAAGAGGCAGAGGCCAAAGUUUUUAAGGCCCAAUGGGAAAAUAUAUCAAGCAAUUAAUAAUUAUACUCUAAGGGCACAAAAUCUGGAGACUUGGCCUUUCUAUAAUCAGGUAACAGCAAAUUUAACCCCUCUAAGUGGGAGUAGAGUAUCGGUAAAAUUUGACAAGUUCAAGAUUGCUGGUUUGAUAAGUAUUGAUGCACCUCCACAAGCCCAAGGAGAGCUGGAAAUUACAUAUUUGGAUGAUGAAUUGAGGGUUUCUCGUGGAGAUAAGGGCAAUUUAUUUAUCUUGAGGAUGGCUGAUCCCACCUAUAAAGUUCCCUUAUAGUUCUUGGCAACAACUUUCGAGUGUAGGAAAUUAGUUUUCAACAGAAAAGCACUAAUUGUUUUAUAAUCACUAAUAGUGAUUUAUAACCACUUGGCUGAUUUUGCAUGAGAAGCUAUUAUUCUAGGUGUAUAUAUUGUUGCCUAUAUACUCUUAACUUUCAAUGAUAUCUAAUUCCCUCCUUUUAAUUA